ACAAAACCACCUUAAAAUCUCACACAAACACACACACAAAGAACUCGUAUUUUACUCUGUUUUCCCUUCCCUUCUUUUAUUUUGUCUUCAUUAUACUUUCUAACUUUAUUUUGUAGGAAAUCCUUUGUUCUUGCAAGCUGCCCAAAAAUUUGAGUUUCUUGCCCCUUUUUUUUUUACUAUCUUCUAUCAAAUUAUACCCUCCAUACAAAUCACGUCCUUGAUUCAUUUUCCCUUAAUUCCAUCCCAUAAAAAACAUAGAUCCUCUGUUUUCUUGAAAAGAUUUGGAAGAGAGAAAAAAAAAAAACGUGGUUUUGUUAACGAACAAAUAUGGCCAAACAAAACUUGGUUGUUGCAAAUUUGAAGCUUCAUGGCCUGCCCGUUUUCACUCCGGCGGCCUCCGAAAAGCCGCCGGAAAAAUUCGUCACAGUCUCAGACAAGAAACUGCUUCCGAACAUCGAAACCAAUGGCGGCUCGAGAAUCAUCAACUCAUGGAUUGAUUCUAUGAUUUCUUGUUCUCCGACUCAUAACCGAGCCAUCUCGUCGGGUCACAAUUCUUUUCUAGGGAAGCAAAUAGUCAUGUUUUUGGAUUACGACGGCACUCUUUCUCCCAUAGUAGACGAUCCCGAUCAAGCCUUCAUGUCCGAGUCGGUUAGGAUAGUUCGUUUACGCAUGAGAGCAACCGUUAAGAAGCUUGCUAGGUAUUUUCCGACCGCCAUCGUUAGCGGGAGGUGCUGGGACAAGGUGUAUAGUUUUGUUCGUUUGGCGGAGCUGUAUUAUGCUGGAAGCCAUGGAAUGGACAUCAAAGGCCCAUCCAAAGGGUCCAAAUAUAUGAAAAGUACUCGAGCUGUUCAUUUUCAAGCAGCCACUGAAUUUCUUCCAAUGAUCGAUGAGGUAUAUAAAGCCUUGUUGGAGGUGACGAAGUCUACUCCAGGUGCUCGGGUAGAGAACAACAAAUUCUGCGUCUCUGUACAUUUUCGCUGUCUUGAUGAGAGGAAAUGGAUUGAACUUGCCAAACAAGUUGGAUCAGUGUUAGAAGGAUAUCCAACUCUUCGAUUGAGCCAAGGGAGAAAGGUUUUUGAAAUCCGUCCUACUAUUAAAUGGGACAAAGGGAAGGCUCUUGAGUUUCUGCUAGAGUCACUCGGUGUUAAGAGAAAGAGGACAAGGAUUUGGGAUUCUUGUUUCCAAGAUUCCAAAAGACACAAAUGCAUCAUAUUCUUUGCAAGCACCUUCGGAGGUUAUGGCGUUCUUGAGGCGCUUGGUGGACUGGAAAAGAAUAUGUUUAAGGCGGCAGUUCAGAAUGAGAAGAAGACUUGAAGAAAUCAAUAUGUUUUUACCUAAUUAAGAUACUGUUUUUUAAUUAUAGAAUGUAUAAAUAUGUAUUUUCAAUUAUUUCUAGGAUAAUAUAUUCAUAUUCUAAAUUCAAAGCCCUUCAGCGACUUUUUGUUUUCUUUUUUCCUUUAAUUCUUGUAAUUGAGCUCUGCAAGAAGAUGAAUUUAUAACUCACAUUCUUA
This is a messenger RNA of Striga asiatica, 1511 nucleotides long. Lineage: Eukaryota; Viridiplantae; Streptophyta; Magnoliopsida; Lamiales; Orobanchaceae. The record is from the annotation of a GenBank genome assembly.